This is a messenger RNA of Eublepharis macularius, 972 nucleotides long. It is a transcript of the gene CACNG2, whose product is annotated as calcium voltage-gated channel auxiliary subunit gamma 2. NCBI's taxonomy places the organism in Eukaryota, Metazoa, Chordata, Lepidosauria, Squamata, Eublepharidae. Gene Ontology annotation, cellular component: voltage-gated calcium channel complex; postsynaptic density membrane; AMPA glutamate receptor complex. Bases 1 to 972 code for a protein of 323 amino acids. Gene Ontology annotation, molecular function: channel regulator activity; voltage-gated calcium channel activity. The record is from RefSeq and is a predicted model, not a curated record. Gene Ontology annotation, biological process: neurotransmitter receptor transport, postsynaptic endosome to lysosome; transmission of nerve impulse; postsynaptic neurotransmitter receptor diffusion trapping. The transcript is spliced from 4 exons.
AUGGGGCUCUUUGACAGAGGCGUUCAGAUGCUUUUAACCACCGUUGGUGCUUUCGCUGCCUUCAGCCUCAUGACCAUCGCUGUGGGGACCGAUUACUGGCUCUACUCCAGAGGGGUUUGCAAGAUGAAAGGCACCGGCGAGAAUGAAACCAGCAAAAAGAACGAGGAAGUCAUGACCCAUUCUGGAUUAUGGAGAACCUGCUGCCUGGAAGGGAAUUUUAAAGGUCUGUGUAAGCAAAUCGAUCACUUCCUCGAAGACACGGAGUAUGAAGCCGACACAGCAGAAUAUUUCCUCCGGGCUGUGAGGGCCUCUAGUAUUUUUCCGAUCCUGAGUGUGAUUCUGCUUUUCAUGGGUGGACUCUGCAUUGCAGCCAGCGAGUUCUACAAAACCCGACAUAACAUCAUCCUUAGUGCCGGCAUCUUCUUCGUGUCUGCAGGUCUGAGUAAUAUAAUUGGCAUCAUUGUGUACAUAUCAGCCAAUGCUGGAGACCCCUCAAAAAGCGACUCCAAGAAGAACAGUUACUCUUAUGGUUGGUCCUUCUACUUCGGGGCCCUGUCCUUCAUUAUAGCUGAGAUGGUGGGAGUGCUGGCCGUACACAUGUUUAUUGACCGGCACAAACAGCUGCGUGCCAGUGCUCAUGCCACGGACUACCUCCAGUCCUCUGCCAUCACCCGCAUUCCCAGCUACCGCUACCGCUAUCAGAGACGCAGUCGCUCCAGUUCCCGUUCCACCGAGCCUUCACACUCCAGGGAUGCCUCUCCCGUCGGGAUCAAAGGGUUCAACACCCUCCCAUCAACGGAGAUCUCGAUGUAUACCUUGACCAGGGACCCCCUGAAGGCUGCCACCACUCCCACCGCCACCUACAAUUCAGACAGGGAUAACAGCUUCCUCCAGGUUCACAAUUGUAUCCAGAAAGAAAACAAGGACUCUAUCCACACUAACACAGCCAACCGCCGGACCACCCCCGUAUGA